This is a messenger RNA of Girardinichthys multiradiatus, 4165 nucleotides long. RefSeq names its product RAD50 homolog, double strand break repair protein (gene rad50). NCBI's taxonomy places the organism in Eukaryota, Metazoa, Chordata, Actinopteri, Cyprinodontiformes, Goodeidae. Gene Ontology annotation, cellular component: nucleus; Mre11 complex; condensed nuclear chromosome. Bases 115 to 4053 code for a protein of 1312 amino acids. Gene Ontology annotation, biological process: telomere maintenance via telomerase; chromosome organization involved in meiotic cell cycle; telomere maintenance via recombination. The transcript has 28 exons. Gene Ontology annotation, molecular function: ATP hydrolysis activity; double-stranded telomeric DNA binding; G-quadruplex DNA binding. The record is from RefSeq and is a predicted model, not a curated record.
UUAUAUAUAUCAAUUAAUUUAUUUUGUGUUACAGUCCUUGGAAAAGAAAAGUCCGAAUUGGCACAUCAGAUUCCUGAAAUCAUUAUCGGCAAGAAAAAGCCAGACUAGGCUAAAAUGUCGAAGAUAGACAAAAUGAGCAUUCUCGGGGUGAGGAGCUUCGGGAUUGAGGAUAAAGACAAACAAGUUAUCACUUUUUUUACUCCACUGACUGUUCUAGUUGGACCCAAUGGAGCAGGCAAAACGACUAUUAUUGAAUGCCUUAAGUAUGCAACAUCAGGGGAACUUCCCCCUGGAUCUAAAGGAGGAGCUUUUGUUCAUGAUCCAAAGGAUGCCCAUGAGACGGAUGUGCGAGCUCAAAUUCGGCUCUUAUUCUCAGAUGUGAAUGGAGAGAAGGUCUCCAUCCAUCGCUCUAUGUCGUGCACUCAGAAGGCAAAGAACUACUCCUUCAAAAGCUUAGAGCAGGUCAUUACUAGAAUAAAAGAUGGUGAAAAAGUGAGCCUGUCUUCUAAGUGUGGUGAGCUGGACCGGGAGAUGAUUUCUGCUUUGGGGGUGUCCAAGCCUGUGCUGAAUCACGUCAUCUUUUGUCACCAAGAAGAGUCCAACUGGCCACUUAGUGAGGGAAAAGCACUCAAAGACAAAUUUGACUCCAUCUUUGCAGCAACUAAGUAUAUCAAAGCUCUUGAGACGAUGCGUCAGCUGCGCCUUAAACAGAGUCAGACAGUCAAAGAAUGCCAAGUGGAAUUGCGCUACCUGAAGCAGAACAAGGAGAAAGCUCAGCAAAUCAGAGAGACGGUGGCCACCAAGGAGGCUCAGCUGAUGGCCUCCAAAAACAACGUCCAGAAGAUAGAGAGCCAGAUUGAUCCUCUUGAAAAUCGACAGGUGGAGAUUGACCAGAAACUUAGUAAGGUAAUGAAGUUGGACAAUGACAUUAAAGCUUUGGAUAGCAGAAAGAAACAAAUGGAGGAGGACAACAAAGAGCUGGAGGAAACAAUGGAACAGGUGUUUCAGGGUUCAGACGAGGAGCUGCAAGACGUUUACCAGAACCACCAGAGGACAGUGAAGGAGAAGGAGCGCAGGUUGACCGACUGCCAGAAAGAGUUAGAGAGAGCUGGUCGGGAGUGCCAGAGACUGAACAGAGUCAAGGCUGAUCUCCUAGUCGAGCAAGGUCGUCUUCAGCUGGAAGCCGAUCGCCAUACUCAGAACAUCAAGAGCCGUGAUACUUUGGUUCGCUCUCUGUCAUCCCACCUGGAGAUGGAGGGUUAUGACCGACCACCCUUCACCUCUCUGCAGCUUGAAAGCUUUCAUCGUCAUGUUACACAGAGACUGGAGCAGGAGAAAGAGACACUCAGUCAGAUUAUAGCAGAUCUGCAGGAAAAGGAGCAACAGAAGCAGCAGUCUAUCGAUGAAAUGAGGGAUAAGAAGACUGGCCUGGAGAGAACCGUAGAGUUGAAGAGGGACAUGCAGGGCAAAAAGCAGCAGGAACUGAGGAACAUCAGGACAGACCUACAGAAGCUCGAAGGGUCAUCUAGUCGGCUGCAAGAGCUGGAAAAUGAAUUGGCCAAAGCUGAGCGUGAGCUGCAACGUGCCCUUCAGAGCUCCAACGUUGACGAGCUGAGGGCUGAGAUUGAGGAACUUCAGAAAGAGAAGACUGAGCUCGACCGGGCGCAGAGACAGCUCGACCACGAGAUGCAGAUUCUUAACACGCACACAACUGCAUGCACGCAGAUGGACAUGCUGAAGAAAGAUAAAACAGAGAAAGAGGAGCAAGUACGGAAAAUAAAGUCUCGUCAUGGCGAGGAUCUUGUGUCCCUCCUGGGUCAUUUUCCCAACAAGAGAGAGCUGGAAGAUUGGAUCUAUUCCAAGUCCAAGGAAAUCAAUAGCACCAGGGAUAGACUUGGUAAACUGAAUAAGGACUUGGCAUCAAAUGAGCAGAAAAAAAGUCAUGUUGCUGCUGAGUUGCGCAAGAAGGAGCAACAAUUAACCAGCGAUGAAGAGAAGUUCUUCAGUGUGUGUGGCAGUCAGGAUCUGGAGCAGGAUCUGGGCAAACUGCAGGAAGAUCUGGAGAAGAUAUCCAAACAAAGAGCCAUGUUAGCAGGAGCCACAGCAGUGUACACCCAGUUCAUCAGCCAGCUGACAGAGGAGAGGGAGCCCUGCUGUCCUGUGUGCCAGCGGACUUUUCCUUCAGAAUCUGAUCUGAAGGAAGUUAUCAAUGACAUGCAGUCCAAGCUACGCCUGGUGCCUGACAAACUGAAGAACACAGAGCAGGACCUGAAGAGGAAGGAGAGAAAGAAGGACGAAAUGAUGGCCCUUAGACCUGUGAGACAGUCCAUUGUACAGUUUCAGGAAAAGGAGCUCCCUGAGCUAAAAAACCAGCUUCAGACUGUGAACAGAGAAAUCGAGAGGCUCAAGGCUGAUGUAGAAGAACAGGAGACUCUGCUGUGUACCUUAAUGUCUGAGGAUGAAACAGCCAAGGCCUGCCUGCAAGACAUCUCUCUAAUGGACCGAUACCUGAUGGACCUGAAAGAGCUGGAGAGAAAGAUUGCUCAGCAGUCAGCUAAACUCCAGGGAGUAGACUUGACCAGAACCAUCCAGCAAGUUAGUCAGGAGAAACAAGAAACCCAGCACAAGCUUGACACCACUUCUAGCACAAUGGAGCUGAAACGUAAGCUGAUCCAAGACCAGCAGGACCAGAUUCAGAUCCUUAAAAGUGGCGUAAAUGAAACGAAGGCGGAGAAACUGCAGCUGAGCAGCGACAUGCAGAAGCAGCAGCAGCUGGAGGAGCAGAGUGUUGAAUUUACUGCAGAGAUACAGGCUUUAACUAGAGACAUCAGGGAAGCGAAGGAGCAACUGUCACCUCUGUCUGUUGCUCUGGAGAAGCUGCAACAAGAGAAACAAGAGCUGAUGGAGCGCAAGAGACAGAAACAGGAAGAAGGCCAAGAGAAGAUCAGUGUCAUAAAAGAGAGAGUGAAAGCUGUCUCCAUGUUGGAACGAGACAUCAAAAAAUACUUAGAUGAAGGAAAAGAUGAAUAUAAAGAGCAAAAAGAAUCUGAGCUUCACGAAACCACCACUCAGCUCCAUGAGGCCGAGAAGCAGAAAGAAAAAAUUAAUAGAGAGAUGGGAAACAUCCGUCAAGACAUAGACACCCAAAAGGUUCAAGAACGCUGGUUACAAGACAAUCUGACUUUACGAAAGCGUGUUGAGGAGCUGAAGGAGGUUGUAGCUAAACGGGAAACUCUUAUGAAAGAAAUGGGCAACAUGCAAGUGUUGCAGCUUCGCCAAGAACGUCGUGAUGCAGAACGCAGGUUGGAAGAGUUGAAGAAGAAUCGGAGCAUUGCACUGGGUCGGCAGAAAGGCUUUGAAGAAGAGAUACUGCAAUACAUAAAAGAGUUGAGAGAGGAACAGUAUGACAAAGCUGAUGAGCGCUACAAAAACAAGAUGAUCACAAUGAGGACCACAGAGUUGGUCAUUAAAGACCUUGAUCUCUACUACAAAGCUCUUGAUCAAACCAUCAUGAGGUUCCACAGUAUGAAGAUGGAUGAGAUCAAUAAAAUCAUCAGAGACCUGUGGCGCAGCACCUACAGGGGUCAAGAUAUCGAGUAUGUGGAGAUCAGGUCAGAUGUGGAUGAAAAUUCAUCAGCUGGAGUGAGGAGGAGGGUUUACAACUACAGAGUAGUUAUGAUGAAGGGGGACACAGCAUUGGAUAUGAGAGGACGCUGCAGUGCUGGCCAGAAGGUGUUGGCAUCCUUGAUCAUCCGUCUCGCCCUCGCGGAGACCUUCUGUCUGAACUGCGGGAUCCUGGCGCUGGAUGAGCCCACCACCAACCUGGACAGGGAGAACAUCGAGUCUUUGGCCCAUGCCCUUGUAGAAAUCAUCAAGAGCCGCUCUCGUCAGCGCAACUUCCAGCUGCUCGUCAUCACCCACGAUGAAGACUUUGUGGAGCUCCUGGGCCGCUCCAGCUAUGUCGAACACUUCUACCGAAUCCGCAAGAACCAGGAUCAGAACUCAGAAAUCACGAAGUGCAGCAUCUCCUCGCUCUCAUCUUACGUCCAUUGAGGAAACGAGAGACUCUUUGCAUUGCUUGAAAAAUCCUCUGUAACGCUUCCUGCUUUACUGCAAUUGGUGAAAUUCAGUCAGACAGCUUGAAAUAAACCAACUAUCAAACCAC